AUGGAUCCGGCCGAGCUCCGUCGGGUUUUCAGCAUGUUCGAUCGUAACGGGGACGGGAAGAUCAGCCGGACGGAGCUGAGCGAGUCGCUGGAGAAGCUGGGGAUCCACAUUCCGGAGAAGGAGCUGAGACAGAUGAUCGAGAAGAUCGACGCGAACGGCGACGGCUACGUGGACGUGGAUGAGUUCGGGGAGCUUUACUCGGCGAUAAUGGCGGACGAGGGGAGGGGGGACGAGGAGGAGGAUAUGCGCGAGGCCUUCAACGUCUUCGACCAAAACGGCGACGGCUUCAUCACCGUGGAGGAGCUCCGGGCGGUGCUAUCUUCGCUAGGGCUGAAACAGGGCCGCACAAUCGAGGACUGCAAGCGGAUGAUCAAGAAGGUCGACGUUGACGGUGAUGGGAGGGUCAACUUCGACGAGUUUCGGCAGAUGAUGAAGGGCGGGGGGUUUGCCGCCUUGAGCUCGUGA
This is a messenger RNA of Striga hermonthica, 465 nucleotides long. The record is from the annotation of a GenBank genome assembly. NCBI's taxonomy places the organism in Eukaryota, Viridiplantae, Streptophyta, Magnoliopsida, Lamiales, Orobanchaceae.